Fonsecaea multimorphosa CBS 102226 is the source of this 1389-nucleotide messenger RNA. RefSeq lists its product as uncharacterized. Gene Ontology annotation, molecular function: catalytic activity; DNA binding. The transcript has a single exon. NCBI's taxonomy places the organism in Eukaryota, Fungi, Ascomycota, Eurotiomycetes, Chaetothyriales, Herpotrichiellaceae. Gene Ontology annotation, cellular component: nucleus. The coding region runs from base 1 to 1389 and encodes 462 amino acids. Gene Ontology annotation, biological process: base-excision repair. The record is from RefSeq and is a predicted model, not a curated record.
AUGGCGACUCCGGCGCUAACCUCCUCUGGUACGACAAUGCUGUCGCCACCUUCUUCUCCACUCUCAGAAGCCGAGUUGCCAGUCAUUCCUACCAAUGACCUGGGCAUGAUUGCUGACGAUGAAUGCUCGCGGGAAAAGGAUCAAGCUGGACCAGCGGCAAACGCAAUCCGAAAACGCAGAGCUGCUGGUACACGUCGCAAGGUUACCUAUGUCUCUAGGCAUUUCACGAACGAGAUCUCCAAAGAUGAGCAGCAGGGCGAUGAUUUGAUGGACAAAGACAAGAUGCUCGACCAGACAAUAGGUGCAGACUUUGGAAAUGCUUCAGUCGUUGCCACACCGCCGGAUACGCCUGCCAAAGGCCGGGUCUACUAUGGACUCAAUGUCGAUGAGCUCUCGUCGGACUCCAGUCUCACCGAUGUGCCAGAUGAUAUCGGGCCUGACCCAUUUUUGCCACUCCUUCAAUCCCCUUCGGCUGGCCCCAGGACCGGAGAAGUCAAGAUCAAACCCAAGAAGCCCCGAAGGUCAACAACGUCGCCCUACUUCCCGCAAGCAAAUAAACAUCGACCUACGUUCCUGGCGACAUUGCCAUUCCCGCCUCUGUCCCACGAUAGGUUCGGCCUGAUGCAAGAGAGGCUGGCUCACGACCCAUUUCGUCUCCUUAUCGCUACCAUUUUCUUGAAUAAAACCCCUGGAGAGCGUGCAAUGCCUGUCUUCUAUCAACUCAUGUCACGAUACCCUACGCCGGCAGAUCUUGCUAACGCCGAGGUUAGCGACAUUACUUCGAUAAUCUACGGCCUAGGUUUCCAGAAUCAGCGGGCUAGAAAAUGCGUUGCAAUGGCAAAAGUCUGGCUCGAAAGACCCCCUUCACGCGGGAUGCGUUAUAGGAAGCACAAUUAUCCGUUGAAAGGCGACGGGCGAGAUGUCAAGCAAGACGAAGUCCUCGAUGACGGGGAUGAGCGUGUGGCGUGGGAGAUUUCUCAUCUGCCUGGACUUGGACCUUACUCUCAUGACAGUUGGCGCAUGUUUUGCCGGGAUCAGCUGAGAGGCGUCGCCAAGAGUUGGAACGGUGAAGGAGCAGAGGACCCCGACACCUUUGAGCCGGAGUGGAAGAGGGUGGUUCCCUUGGAUAAGGAAUUACGAGCCUACCUUACUUGGAUGUGGUUAAAAGAAGGCUGGGUUUGGAAUAAAGAGACUGGAAAGCGAACAAAGGCCAGCCAUGAGCUUCUGUCGAUGGCAAGAGGAGGCGGGAUCGUGUUAGAAGAGAAAGACUCUCCCCAUCUAAUUGUCAAAAGCGUCCAGGAGGACAACAUCGAUACCCUGAAAGAGGAGCGGAAAGUCGAGAGGACUGCCGGAGAAUACUUGCCCGAGAAUUCGACUCGACGGGCCUGA